AUAACGUUUACAGCCGAAUGGCAACCGGUUGUGUGCAUUAGUUUUUCUCUCUUGUUUGUUUUCAUUUUGUGAAGCAUUUGUUGAUCGUUUUAAAGUCAAUGUAAUUAGUUAAAUUGCGAAAAAUGGCGCAUUUAACGGGCACACGAGUCAGCAUGUUCAACGAGUCGUUUCUAAACGACAAUGAACACGACUCCAAUGCGGUGCUCAUGGAACUGGACAAGGGACUCCGGAGUGCCAAGCAGGGAAUCCAAUGCGAGGCAAUUGUUCGAUUUCCACGGCUCUUUGAAAAGUAUCCCUUUCCCAUACUGAUCAACUCGUCGUUCAUUAAGCUGGCCGAGUUCUUUGUGAGUGGCUCCAAUCUGCUGAGAUUCUGGGUGUUGCGUGUGUGCCAACAGAGCGAGAAUCACCUGGACAAGAUUCUCAACAUUGACAACUUUGUGCGUCGCAUAUUUAUGGUGAUGCACUCCAAUGAUCCGGUGGCGCGUGCUCUGCUGCUCCGCACCCUGGGCGCCGUCUCUCGUGUGAUCCCGGAGAAGCCACAGGUGCAUCAUGCGAUUCGUCGUGCACUCGACAGCCACGACACCGUCGAGGUGGAGGCAGCCAUAUAUGCCAGCAGCUGCUUUGCCGCCCAGUCCAGCUCCUUUGCCAUCAGCAUGUGUGCCAAGAUCUCGGACAUGAUUGAAUCCCUGCAGGUGCCGGUGCCCAUGAAGCUGCUGCUCAUUCCCGUGCUGCGUCACAUGCAUCACGACGCCAACACGGCGGCACUGGUCAGCAAACUGUGCCUGGAACUGUUGCCCAAGUAUCCGGCUCAGAGUUUCGUGGUGGCCAUCAUUAAUACACUGACCCAGUUGUCGUCCCGCACUCUCGUCGGCGUUCCUGGCCAGCUAAAUGUACUGCUUGACUUCAUGGAGGAUCUGCGCACGCCGGUGCGCAUCCAAGUGCUGCGAUCCUUCAACGAGUUGGCCGGAAAGCAGAGCGUUAAUGCCUGGCCCAAACCUGCCAUUGGAGCACUCAUAAGCAAGUUCAAUCUCUGCACAAACGGUGCGGAGCAGUUCCUGUUCCUCUCCAUACUCCUCAAGCUGAGCGAGUGCCCCUUGACCUGUCAGCAGCUCCUGCUGGAGCAUCGCGAGGCUCUGCUGCGUCUCUGCGUGCAGUGCAUCAGCAAAUUGGAUGACUAUACCACGGCUACCCAGGCAAUGGCUGUGCUCUCCGCUCUGGUGGCCUUUGGGCUCAAGAAGCAGGUGACACCGGUGGACGACAUACUCGACGUGGUCAAUCUGCACAUGGAGGGAGUGCUCCUGUGCACGGCUCGUCGGGCGGAGUGCACCCGAGAUCUGCGACGUGUGCUUACUUACGGCAUUCGCAUCACCCAGGCAAAUGCGGAGUUUGGUGCCGACUUCAUUGAGAUGGUGGCCAAUACGCUGGGUGACAACGUCGUCUAUCCGCCGGCCAAUGCCCAGCUAAUCUGCGAGGCCCUCGUUGGACUCUGUGAACACUUCCAGCUGCGCAAAUAUGCCUUCUCUACAGUUGAGGGACUAGAAGAUGAGGCAGCCAUGGAAACUGACGAGCCAGCCAUGCAACCAUCCAAGGUAAAUCCUCUGCUGGCUCAGCUGCCUCUCAUCCUGUACAAGCUCAACAAAGUGGCGGAAAGCGACGAUGAGCCGGAGCAGCAACUGCGCACUGUGGAAAUCCUCAGCGCCUUGGUCUGCCAAACCACAAUGGGAUGCUAUCUGCCCCAGCAAGUGGUCCAGUGCUUCGAGAUCUGCAUCGAGCGUGUCAACUGUUGGACUCUUUACCGGAUUGCACGCACUGCGAGUCGUUAUGGUCAUCACUACGUUGCUGCGCACAUCUAUACGAAGGUCUCCCAGAUUGUCAUCAGUGAUCACAUGCACUAUUUUCUGGUUGCGCUCUCCCAGAUCUCGCAGGCCGAGUGCAUCCUCAACUAUGGCUUGGAGUAUGCGUACAUGCGGGAUAACUAUGCACCCACAGAGGCACCGGAGCCAUUGUUGCCCCUGAUGAAACGCCUGGAGACGGCCAGCAAUCUGUAUCAACAGGCAUUGGCCAGCAUGCGUGCCUGCUCCUCACCGCAGCAUCCUUGCAGCUUUCAGCUGGAGUAUCUGAAGAUUCGCGCCCAGUUCCUGCAGACACUGCAUCUAGCGGUGACUGUGAAGAAUGCCCAGGUGAUUGUCCCGCCUCCAGCAAUUGCGGGCAGCCUGGCACAGAAUUCCCGUGACUAUCUGCAAAAGUUUGGACAUGUGACGAAUCAGCUGCGCAAGCUGGUCAAGGCUCUCAAGGCCUGUGAGGAGACAUACGCCCGCCUCUACAAGUCCUCCUUUGAUGCGGAUAAUGUGACGUUGGAGUUUCUGGAAGUUGCCGAAUUUCAGUGUGCUCUCUUCGCGCACAUUAUCGAAUCCAUUUGCUAUGCUACGCCGCCAGAGCCACCCGUCUUUCUGACCACAGGCAAUCAUCCAGAGACACGGUACUUUGCAGCCAGCUGCCAGCGCAUGGAGCAGAUGCAGAAGAAUCUGCCACAGGAGCUGCCCAAUGCCAAGACCAUUAGCAACAGGCAUCUGGACGUAAUCAUUGCAUUGAUCGAAAUCAUAACAAAGACGCCGCAUUGCCUGCCGCGUUACUUCUUCCAGAUACUGCAGUCCACACAGAUUAAGCUGUCGGUUAGUCCACAGCCUCGCAGUGCCACGGAGCCGGUGAUUGUGCAGUCGGGCAGCAAUCUGGUCAUCAAGGUGGAGGGCGUCUUGCAGCACUUUAGCAAGCAGCAGAAACACUUCCGACGCGUCGACUCCGUGCAGCUGAGUCUCACCUCGCAGCUGAUGACGCCGCGUCCUGGAAACGAGCUGGGGAAGCUGCCCAACAAUGACACCGUCACACUCAACCAAAUCGUCAAGCCACAGCGUGAUUUCCUCUCUGGCAGCUUUCUGCUGCCCAUCUCAAGUGGGGGCCAGUUUCAGGUCACGCUGGAAACAUUUGUCAUCGAUGAGCACGGCAUCACCUGGUGCACUGGUCCCAAGAGCUCAAUGGUGGUUCGAGUGCUGGACGAUCCAACGAAGCCAGCAACAGCACCAGUGGCCAGUACUUCGCAGGCUGUAAGCCAAGCUAGGCGUUUCUAAAAUAGCUCUUUGACUUUACAAAAAUAAAAUGAAAUUCAAAAGGCGCGGCUAAUCUAUCAAUCAGGUAGCACUGCGCUGUGCCUUAGUGGCAAUGCUGCGGUGUUUUGUGUGAAUGGCAAAGCAGCUGUUUCACACUUGCAAUCGUGCUCUUCACCGUGAUGUUUUCACAUUUGUCGUUGUAAUAAACAAUGUAAAGAGAAUAUAAAAAGGAAUUUUUUCAAAUUAAGCGAGAUAUGCGGGUGUGUUUAGUGUUAGAAGAGCAGACUCACACUAAAUGGAGUUUAUCGUGAGCAGCAGCAGCAGCAGUAGUUUAUGUUUUAUAUUGUGUACCAUUAAAAACUGCAGCUAGCUAGCAAGUGGGUUUUAUGUUGCGAUUGUGAAUUUUAAUUGAAAUCAAUUAGGCGCACACACCAAAUAACGCACGUAGA
Drosophila innubila is the source of this 3553-nucleotide messenger RNA. RefSeq names its product integrator complex subunit 7 (gene INTS7). The record is from RefSeq and is a predicted model, not a curated record. The coding region runs from base 123 to 3125 and encodes 1000 amino acids. Gene Ontology annotation, cellular component: integrator complex. Lineage: Eukaryota; Metazoa; Arthropoda; Insecta; Diptera; Drosophilidae. The transcript is spliced from 2 exons. Gene Ontology annotation, biological process: snRNA 3'-end processing.